Messenger RNA from Penicillium macrosclerotiorum, 1560 nucleotides. Its product is annotated as RHS repeat-associated core domain-containing protein. The transcript has 2 exons. The coding region runs from base 1 to 1560 and encodes 519 amino acids. NCBI's taxonomy places the organism in Eukaryota, Fungi, Ascomycota, Eurotiomycetes, Eurotiales, Aspergillaceae. The record is from RefSeq and is a predicted model, not a curated record.
AUGAUUCCGUGUCAGCCAGGUGCUACCGCCCGCCUUGUCCCUGUCGUCUUGUUCCCAUGUGCCCGGGUCGAUACCUACAUGCUACAUAUGAAUCACCAGCCAAUGAACCAACCGGUGUUCCAUGGAUGGAGUCGAGAGUUCGCGUUCAACGAACGCAGUUUUCUUAACGCAGACGACCAUGGCAACCGGCUGAGCUAUACGCGAGUGGGCAGUAUCACCGAACCGGUCAAGUACGACGCAGAUGUCGAACGUGUCGGUUGUAUGCGUUCCAUGCAGGGGUUUACAUCCUUGACGUGGGAUCAUGAGAACCAUCUGCAAUCUUCCACGACGCAGACGGUGAUCGAGGGCUCUCCGGAUCGAACGUGCCCGGGGGAAGCGGAGAAGAUGACGAAGACGCGAAUCCUGAAGGAAACGCCGUAUCUCGCUCCAGAUCUGGCUAUCCACCGCACGUACGCAGGCGACGGAGAAACUGUGGCAAGCGAGAGAAUCAACGCGGCAGUGAUGGCGGACACCGUGACGACCGUGGCUCAGGUUGAACUCACCACAGACAAGGCAAACUCAGCCACAUCCACCACCACGACUCCCCUGAUCCGGUACCAGAUUGGCCGGAGCCUGGAGAUCGACAACCAGGCCAACAUCAUCUGGUAUGAGGAAUAUUCUCCAUACGGGAACUCAACGUACAUCGCCUGUCGGCCAGAGGUCAAGGCCCCACGACGGUACCGAUUCGCUGCUGCUGAGCGAGACGCUGAGACAGGCCUGGACUAUUGCGGGGCGAGAUACUAUGCGCCAUGGCUAGGACGGUGGCUUUCCCCGGACCCUGACGGCGUGAUCGACGGGCUCAAUCUGUACCGGUACUGUCGAAACGAUCCUGUCAACCUCGUCGAUCCGGAAGGGACAUAUCCGCUUCGGGAUGGCGACCAAAACGUUGGAGACGAUAACUCUCUCUCUAACGCGGAUGUCAAUGAGGAAGGGGAGGAAGAGGCACACGCCCAGCGCAUCAGAGUAGACGAAAGGUUUUCGGACGAGCGGGAAGGAGACCACGACUUACUCAAUCUCGCGGAUCUGGAUAUUGAUUUCGACUCGAACGAGGAUGAUCUCCCAGGCUAUGAGGAACAAGAACCAUUCUACGAAGUGACUGCCCCUGAAAAUCCCGCCGUAAGACCCCCAGAUGGUUACCAACUGAGGAGAAAUAUAUUGGAAGAGGAUAAACGGAUGGGUCCUUCUCUGUACCAAGGCUCCAACAUUUACAACAGAGGGGAUUUGGACCACCCCGACCCGAGCUUCUUUGUCACGUUCCGACAAGCAAACCGCCUGCCAGACGAACCCGAACCGCGAUGGGAGAAGUUCGUCACUUUAGUGAAAAAGGAAUGGAAGGCAUUUAAAAAGUUCUGGAACGCAGGCAGAUCCCGCCAUAAGAAGUGGCUGCCGUUGUCAACGCCGCAGGAGUUCCAUUACAACCGGUCCUUCAGCCGACAGCAAAAUGAAUUUCUCCGGCUUGAAAUCGAACGCCAUAAUGCUCGCCUACUCGACGGGAAUAAGCGCCAUCAUAUGCGACGCUGA